AUGGAUUACAUAGAAGGUGAUUUGUUUUCCUGUAUAGUGACUGGUGAUAUUCGGCGCCUCAAGGUUUUCGUCGGAAAAGGUUUGAGUGUUAACCACGUGUUUCGCUCAACGGAGUUUCCCGAAAGACUGGGCAGGACGCUGUUGGAGAUAGCAGUCCGCGAAAAACAAACCGAUGUGAUCCAGUUCCUCGUGGAGAAGGGAUGCAAUGCAAAUUUAACCUAUGUUGUGAGUGUGUCCGAAAUUGGUUAUAUUAUAAAACCGUACAGAAAUCCGGACCGCUUGAAGAUCACGGUUCUGUUCAGCUGCAUCGUGCAAGGUGAUGUUGAAACUAUACGGUUGUUAGUUCAAGGCGGAUUUGAUGUGAAUGUGGUUGAUGACAGAGGUUGCAGUGCGAUCUGGCAUGCUGUCGACUUGGCAAACUAUGAGAUGGUUAAGGUUAUGUUAUGUGCCAAGGGCAGCGACGUCAAUCUCCCAGACAGAACCAAACUACGACCUCUGCACAUCGCGGCCAUCCAUGGAAACACAAAGAUACUGACACUUUUGCUGAGACACGACGCCGAGGUGGACGCUGUCCAGGUACGAGGUUCAACGGCGUUGUGUUUGGCGAGUCGCAGAGGCGAUUUAGACAGUGUUCGAUACUUAUUGCUGAACGGGGCGGACCCCAACCACGUGGAUUGUCAAGGACACACUCCUCUGUCGUCUGCAAUUCGAGGAAUCUCUGACGUCAGAGUUGUGAGUUUACUGAUUGAUGCCGGUGCUCGAGUCACCAUGGGGAUAAUACAGGCUUGUCAAGACGAAAAUCCACUCCUUGUAAAAGAACAUCCAAAUGUCUUCAGUCAGCUUCGAACAUUAUCCUGCAGACCUCAGACGUUACAGAUGUUGUGUAGUUUGAAAAUACGACGUUGUCUUAUGAAAUCGUCUCGUAAACUUGAUUUGUUGCGAAAAUCGUGCCACUUACCAUUGCCAAAAGCUUUACGGGAAUAUGUUAUCCUUAGUCAUCUAUGCUGA
Messenger RNA from Liolophura sinensis, 1008 nucleotides. Its product is annotated as ankyrin repeat domain-containing protein 50-like. The record is from RefSeq and is a predicted model, not a curated record. The transcript has a single exon. Gene Ontology annotation, molecular function: protein binding. Bases 1 to 1008 code for a protein of 335 amino acids. NCBI's taxonomy places the organism in Eukaryota, Metazoa, Mollusca, Polyplacophora, Chitonida, Chitonidae.